UACUAUUGUCAACCUUUAUUUUACAAAAAAAAAAGAAAAAAAAAGAAAAAAAGAAAGAAAGAAAAGAAGGAAAAAAAGAAUUAAAAUGCUAUCUACCAUCCCCACUGUAUCAUUAGAUUUUAACGUCAAAAACAGAAAGGACAUAAUCUCAUCAUUAAAAACAAUCCCUUUAGCUUUAAAUUACCCGCAAAGAUCUUGCUUUUUGCAUUGCACGUACAUUAGUUCCUUCGUUGUCUUAAGCCAGCGUUUGACGGCCACUAGAGUAUCACUUGUCUCCGGGCGUUAUGAGCACCAUAUCUGAUUUCUUUAUGUGGCAAAACUCCUAGUUUUUCUCUAAAGUCUGGAUUUUCUGUGUUCAGUAGAAACUGAUGACACUGACUCCAUGGCUACUUGGCCAGAGACAACAUCCUUACCCUCUUUGCACAGCUAGAUAGGAUUAUGGGGCUACAUUUUAGCUGCUGGGAUGCAAGCUGAAGUACGGUGUUAUUUCUGGGUCACUUCUGUCUUAGAAGAUAAGCCACUUGCCUCGAGUUCCUCUCUUCCUUUUGCAUAGGUUGGAAGACGGAAUGUGCCCCAGCCCAACUCUGACCACGAGGAUGGAGCGUCACCCCAGAGUAACAACAAAGCGACGGAGCGGACUGUUUGCACCGGCCAGACGACGCCUGCGGUCGCAGCUCCCAGGCCGGCGGCCUCUUCUAGACGAUGGAUCAGGAUUACGAAGCUCCAUCGGUGUCCGGAAGGUCCCGCAGGACCGUCUGAGCCCAGAUUUGCUUGUCAAGUGCCCGUUCCUCACGACGCGAGGUAAAGAGAUGAAGAAAACCUAUUUUUCUGGGUUGUCGUUUCGGGGUUCCCGUUGCUGUUGCGUGACCGUGCGGUUGUGCACGAUUGUGCGGUUGUGCGUGACCGUGCGGUUGUGCACGAUUCUGCGGUUGUGCGGGACCGUGCGGUUGUGCACCAUUGUGCGGUUGUGCGGGACCGCGCGGUUGUGCACGAUUCUGCGGUUGUGCGGGACCGUGCGGUUGUGCACGAUUCUGCGGUUGUGCGGGACCGCGCGGUUGUGCACGAUUGUGCGGUUGUGCGGGACCGUGCGGUUGUGCACGAUUGUGCGGGACCGCGCGGUUGUGCACGAUUCUGCGGUUGUGCGGGACCGCGCGGUUGUGCACGAUUCUGCGGUUGUGCGGGACCGCGCGGUUGUGCAAGGACAGACCGAGCCCGCGGAAGCGCGCCGACGGGACGCACAGCGCACAGCAGUGCAGGGACCGUCUGAAGGGCCGGCGGUGCCCGUUCUGCGGUCACAACUGCGGAGACGGACGAGGGGGCGCCGGGACCAGGAGGGCGGGAAGGACACGCGGUGA
This is a messenger RNA of Neogale vison (American mink), 1355 nucleotides long. RefSeq lists its product as uncharacterized. Bases 567 to 1355 code for a protein of 262 amino acids. The record is from RefSeq and is a predicted model, not a curated record. Lineage: Eukaryota; Metazoa; Chordata; Mammalia; Carnivora; Mustelidae. The transcript has 2 exons.